This is a messenger RNA of Podarcis raffonei (Aeolian wall lizard), 2610 nucleotides long. It is a transcript of the gene ARAF, whose product is annotated as A-Raf proto-oncogene, serine/threonine kinase. Gene Ontology annotation, biological process: signal transduction; protein phosphorylation. Lineage: Eukaryota; Metazoa; Chordata; Lepidosauria; Squamata; Lacertidae. Bases 102 to 2162 code for a protein of 686 amino acids. The transcript is spliced from 15 exons. Gene Ontology annotation, cellular component: mitochondrion; cytosol. Gene Ontology annotation, molecular function: ATP binding; protein kinase activity. The record is from RefSeq and is a predicted model, not a curated record.
GUGGGCGCCAGCUUCAUGUGCUGGGUAGCAGAUUGUGCUCCAUAUGAAAAUUCUGUGGGUGUGCACUUCUGUCUGUUCUUUUAAAUUUGUUGCUAAAAAGCAUGCAUACUGUGACAGGGACCUGGAGGUCACCCCUUUUGUUUGCCUCUGGUAUCUUCCUCCUUGCAGGCCCCUGGAUGAGGCGCAGUCAGAACUCCUCCUGCGGCACACUCACGAAUGGCUUCUCCUCCUCCUCCUCUCCAGACCCCGGCCCUUCAGGUGGGGGUGGGAGGGGAGACCUCCUGCCUCUCUCCCACAGCAUGACGACGAUGCUUGCCUCUCGCAGGAAAAGGCUCGGCGGCAGAGCCAUGGCCGAGGCUCGGAGCACCAUCAAGGUGGACCUCCCUAAUCAGCAGCGCACAGUGGUGACUGUCCGGCCGGGUACAACUGUCUACAGCUCCCUAGACAAGGCCCUGAAGGUCCGUGGGCUCAACCAGGACUGCUGUGUGGUCUACAGGAAAAAGAGCGAUGGGCGAAAGACCAUCACAGAUUGGGAGACGGACCUGGUCAACCUGGAGGGGGCCGAGCUCUCUGUGGAAGUCUUGGAGGACCUGCCGCUUACUAUGCACAACUUUGUGCGGAAGACCUACUUCAAUUUGGUCUUCUGCGAUUUCUGCCUUAAGUUCCUCUUCCAUGGCUUCCGCUGCCAGACUUGUGGCUACAAGUUCCACGAGCACUGCAGCAGCCGAGUGCCUACGGUCUGCUUGGACCUGGCCACUUCGCAUAAGCCGGUUUACAGCCAUGAUCCGGGGCAGCACCCUCCAUUCUGGCAGGACAGUGUCCCGACUACCCCAGUGCAGCCGAGUCACGAACCAGAGACCCCUCAAGCUGUUGGCCCAAGAAAGCCGCCCCCCUUCAGCCCAGAUGCCUUCGGCUUCCUCAGCCUCCACGGGGGUGGGCAGCAGCUCCAACGGCACCGCUCCACCUCCACCCCAAAUGUCCACAUGGUCAGUACCACCAGCCCCGUGGACAGCGGCAUGCUUGAGCUCCUAAGCCGGAAUCACAGCCCAGAGGGCCCAGGUGCGCUUGAGCCGCCUCCUUGCACUCCGCCGGCUCCCCCCGUUUCCAGCAUGGCUGCUGUUUCGUCUGGCCGACGCUCCCCCCACCCCAAGUCCCCUGGCGAGUCCCCCAGGGAGCGCAAGGCCCCCACCGAAGACAAGAAGAAACCUAAAUCCCUGGGCUACCGGGACUCCAGCUAUUACUGGGAAGUCUGCCAUACCGAGGUGACAAUGCUGAAGCGCAUAGGCGCUGGGUCAUUUGGCACUGUCUUCCGGGGCCGCUGGUACGGGGAUGUGGCGGUCAAGAUCCUGAAGGUCACCAACCCCACCAGCGAGCAGGUGCAGGCCUUCAAGAACGAGAUGCAGGUGCUCAGGAAGACGCGCCACGUGAACAUCCUGCUCUUCAUGGGCUUCAUGACCCGCCCCAGCUUUGCCAUCAUCACCCAGUGGUGCGAAGGCAGCAGCCUGUACCAGCACCUGCAUGUGCAAGAAACCCCCCUGGAGAUGGUGCAGCGCAUUGACGUGGCCCGGCAGACGGCCCAGGGCAUGGCUUACCUGCAUGCUAAGAACAUAAUCCACCGGGACCUCAAAUCCAACAACAUCUUCCUGCACGAAGGCUUGACCGUGAAGAUCGGCGACUUUGGCCUUGCCACCGUGAAGACGCGCUGGAGCAGCUCGCAGCAGGUGGAGCAGCCCAGUGGCUCCAUACUUUGGAUGGCCCCUGAGGUGAUCCGAAUGCAAGACCCCAACCCCUACAGCUUCCAGUCAGAUGUCUACUCCUAUGGAGUUGUUCUCUACGAGCUGCUCUCCGGGACCCUCCCCUACAGCCACAUCAACAACCGGGACCAGAUUAUAUUCAUGGUUGGCCGGGGGUACCUGUCCCCUGACCUAAGCAAGGUGCCCAGCAAUUGCCCCAAGGCCAUGCGCAGGCUGAUGGGCGACUGCCUUAAAUUCAAGCGUGAAGAGAGACCCCUCUUUCCUCAGAUUUUGGCCUCCAUUGAGUCGCUCCAACGUUCUUUGCCCAAGAUCGAGCGCAGUGCCUCUGAGCCCACCCUCCAUCGGGUGGGUCACAACGAAGAGCUGACUCCCUUCGCUUUCCCCGCUGCCUUGAGGCUCCACAGCUAACGUGGCGAGACUGGAACUGCUACCAAAGGUCACGUCCCCCUCAAGGCCAGUGUGCAGCUCGCGGCCCUCCUGGGGGGACAGAGGAGCCGUCAGUGCCCAGAGGGCAGCUGCAUCCCUGGCAUCCGGGUGCAUCGCCCAGGUCUGUGUGCAGAGAGACGCUGGGGCUGGGGGUGUCCACCUGGAUUUCACUCUCACUCCAAAGCCUGCAAUCCUACUAGGGGGUCGCCAAAGCAGGAAACACAUUGAAACAUCCCUGCUCUGCAAUGACUUUGGCUUCAUUGUCUCCAGGUGUAUUCUUUUAUGGGGCUUAUCCUGUUUCCAGGAUGUUGUAGGUGUCAUUUGUUUGUUUGCUUGGGAACUUCAGUAGGAGAGGAAAAGCAUGGGAGGGGUGAAAGGACGGUCUGUGGAAAAGGAGCUGGAGAUGGUGUAAUAAAAAGGCUAAGCCCUA